GCGGCGGAGGGCGUGGCUUGCGGCGGGGGCGGGAUGAGAACGGUGCUGGAGCUGUUGGAGGGACGCCAGGAGGUGGCAACUACCAGGGGGUGUGAGGGGCUGACCUGGGAUGGAAUCCUGCCACCCGGACUCAGGAAGAAAAUCCUGAGGUGGCGACCUGCAGACUGAGCUGGGAGAUGGAGAGCCCGCUCACGCCCACCCGACCGCCUACCACCAGUGUUCCCGGAUGCAUGGGCUCCAGCGCCUGCCCUUUCGCCAUUUCCUCCCACCUGGCAUUAAAUCCUGGUGUGGUAGAUAUCAGUGAUUAAGAGUCUAGGCAGCCACGUGUUCUAUUGCCGCCAGUCCGCAGGAAACGCAAGUGAUCGUUUUGCUGCGUUAACUCUAUGGGCGCCCAAAUCUUAGGAAUCCAUUCCACGCCACCCCGAAAACAGCGCUUGACCCUUCUGGACUGCCACGCAGGAGGCGAUCAAUGUUUUUCUUUCUUUAUUUUUUUAAGAGACAAGGUCUCGCCCUGUCACCUAGGCUGGAGCACAAUGAGGCUUACUACAGCCUGGAACUCCCGGACGCAAGUGAUCCUCCUCAGCCUCCGGAGUAGCUGAGACCCCAGGCGUGCGCCACCAUGCCUGGCAUCAAUCAAUGUCUUUCAAAAUAAAGGCUGUUAAACGUAGUAUAGGAAAGAAGCCUUUUAAUGGUAGGUUCUACCAGACGUGUUUGUUUGAUUUUUAGGUUUGGUUAAUGCAUUGUUUCCCGUACAAUCUCAACCCGCGGAACCCCGAAACUCUAGAAUUCGUGCAGGUCUCUUUCGCUUCCAGGUCAUCCCCGGGGCAACGGCCGCCGCUCUAAUUCUUGUCAGAACCUCCAGGCCAGUUUCAGCAACGUGCAGGCAGAAGCUGGCGCCUCGGUGGGAUGCGAGGGCGUGUGGAGCGCGGGGAGGAGAGCCCCACAGGCCUUUCCUGGGCACCCGCGGUGGAUGGGAAGGCUCCUUCGGGCGCCUUUCAGGGAAGUUGUUUGGCUGAGGGCAGGUGGUCCGUCGCGUGAAUGAUUAAAAGUUGUUACCUUGGAGAAGAAAUGGAGGAAAGGAUUGGCUUUCGGAGGUGGGCUGGAAACUACAAAACCGAGCUUCCUGGGAAUGCCUUUUGGGCCGACAGGAAGUGGAGCGUCACCGAAAGGGAGGGGCGGCCACUUGGGGACUGUCCCUUGCUCCAGGCGCUCGCUUUGCGGGCGGCACUUUUUCCAGGUUGUUAAUCCAGCUAAUGGAGAAGGAUAGAUGCACGCUACUUGAUUUAGAAAAAAAAACAAAAAUGAGCAAACGAGACGCCCCUUCCGUUUUAUGAUAACCAAGCUGCAGGGAAAUAAAUCGGCUGGCCCUACUGCAAUCUACUGCACUCGAGGCUCCUAAGCAGACGGGACUUGCCUUGCCUUGGAAGAGACUUUGGACUUGGACUUUUGGGUUAAUGCUGGAAUGAUGACAAGAGAGCCUGCUUCUAUCAAUUACUGAAGCCAUAAGGAAAUUUUUUAAAAAUUAAACUUCAACACAAUGAGGUGUUGCCACAUCUGCAAACUUCCUGGGAGAGUAAUGGGGAUUCGAGUGCUUCGAUUAUCUUUGGUGGUCAUCCUCGUAUUAUUACUGGUAGCUGGUGCUUUGACUGCCUUACUUCCCAGUGUUAAAGAAGACAAGAUGCUCAUGUUGCGUAGGGAAAUAAAAUCCCAGGGCAAGUCCACCAUGGACUCCUUUACUCUCAUAAUGCAGACGUACAACAGAACAGAUCUCUUAUUGAAACUUUUAAAUCAUUAUCAGGCUGUACCAAAUCUGCACAAAGUGAUUGUGGUAUGGAACAAUAUUGGAGAGAAGGCACCAGAUGAAUUAUGGAAUUCUCUAGGGCCCCACCCUAUCCCUGUGAUCUUCAAACAACAGACAGCAAACAGGAUGAGAAAUCGACUCCAGGUCUUUCCUGAACUGGAAACCAAUGCAGUGUUGAUGGUAGAUGAUGACACACUCAUCAGCACCCCAGACCUUGUUUUUGCUUUCUCAGUUUGGCAGCAAUUUCCUGAUCAAAUUGUAGGAUUUGUUCCUAGAAAGCACGUCUCUACUUCUUCAGGUAUCUACAGUUAUGGAAGUUUUGAAAUGCAAGCACCAGGGUCUGGAAAUGGUGACCAGUACUCUAUGGUGCUGAUUGGAGCCUCAUUCUUCAAUAGCAAAUAUCUUGAAUUAUUUCAGAGGCAACCUGCAGCUGUCCAUGCUUUGAUAGAUGAUACUCAAAACUGUGAUGAUAUUGCCAUGAAUUUUAUCAUUGCCAAGCAUAUUGGCAAGACUUCAGGGAUAUUUGUGAAGCCUGUAAACAUGGACAAUUUGGAAAAAGAAACUAACAGUGGCUAUUUUGGAAUGUGGCAUCGAGCUGAGCACGCUCUGCAGAGGUCUUAUUGUAUAAAUAAGCUUGUUAAUAUCUAUGAUAGCAUGCCCUUAAAAUACUCCAACAUUAUGAUUUCCCAGUUUGGUUUUCCAUAUGCCAACUACAAAAGAAAAAUAUAAAAGUAAAACAAACAAAAACAAACCUGAAAACUGCUUGGCAUUUGAGUAGCUUCUCCAUGCUAUGUAUUUUUUUAAGCAACAUCAUGAAUUUUAUCUACUCCAGAAGUCUCUACAAUAGAAAAAAAAGUGCAGUGCUUCUAGGAUAUAAAAUUCACAUUACUUUUGAAAGCCAAGAAGUUGGUCUCAUCCAGUUAGGUCUUCUUAUGAAGAGUUUUCAUCCAGGGAUAUAACUCCUUGGUCAGUGAUUUUACUGUUUACAUCCUGAGACUGUUCUACAGUUUCUCUGACUCCUGGCAUUUGCCUUAAGGACCUAUAGCAAGCUGUUUCUAGGAUCAGAAACUCAAGAGAGGCAUUUCUCUGCUUUUUCACUAAAGGUCAAUUGUUUUAAUUUGAAACCUGAAAUGCCUCUUUAGCAAAAGCCUGUGGUAUGGGGUAAAGCCAUGUAAGAAGAGAAUAGUCUCAGUCACAUAUGAAGAGGAAAAUUUGCAGCUGCCAGUGCUUUCCUUGUGGCCCUGCCAACCAGCUCUUCCAGGACGAACUCAGUCCAGCAUGGUUUUGAUGUAACCAUCCAUGCUUUUAUUUUUGUUAAGUCUUUUGUGACUGGGACAGUUAAUUUUAGUAGCUGAAGAACGUCUAGUUGUUUGCUUGAUUUUUGUGAACAUUUACUGCAUGGAUCACAAAACAAUAUACCCUGUAUUUCUUAUACGCCACUUAUAUGCAGCAAGGAGUAAAUGUGUUACUAGAUUCGGGUAGUGCAUUUUGUCACUGAAUCUGACCUUGAGAAUGUACAUUAAUUCUUAUAUUUUACAUAAUGUAUGUGUUGUUUAAGAAAUGUAUAAAAAACCUGAAAAAAAUGAGUAAGAACUGGCAGAAGUUAAAACCCUUUGUAUCAAAAGAUCUUUAUUGGUAGAGCACUGGUUAUCUUCUGGAUACUAAAAAGUUGUAUUACAAACCCAAACGCUUGCAUUCACAACUUUAAAAAAAGAAGAUCCAAGGUACUAUUCAUAAUGAUGAAAUUUCAACUACAUACAAGGAGGAGAAAAUAAGAGCCCAGUCAUAACAGAGGAAUUCUAUAGGAGUCUGCAUCAAUUCAUUGUUAAGGUUGCCUACUCUCUGUUAUGUGAAUUAGCGUCUGUGUUUCACCCAUUGCGUGUUUAGUCCUUGUUCACCACUAGGGCAAGGAAUUCUUAACUAGGCCUCUGUUUACCACCUUCUCUUUCUCCUCCUUUCCCUCUUAUUCCUCCUUCUCCUCUUCCUUCUUAUAUAAUGCUAGUAUAUUCUCAAAAUUGCAAAGCUGUGAGAAUAUUAAAAUAAUCAUGGCUAAUGUUCCAAUAAUGAGGUCUUUGUGCAUUUAGUUCCGCAUAUGAUGGUUUUUUUUUUACAUUAAAGAGUAUAUGUGUCUUAAUGCAGUCAGAUUGUAAAAAACAAAAACAAAGAAACUAAGAAUCUUACUAAAAAUCAAUAAUGUGAGUUAUCUGUUUUGUCCAAUAUUGGUAGUACUUUUUUGCCUCUUAUGAUUCCUCUAGCAGAUAAAUAAAAGAAACUUUUGCCAUCCA
This is a messenger RNA of Gorilla gorilla gorilla (western lowland gorilla), 4086 nucleotides long. It is a transcript of the gene EXTL2, whose product is annotated as exostosin like glycosyltransferase 2. The coding region runs from base 1538 to 2530 and encodes 330 amino acids. The transcript has 6 exons. The record is from RefSeq and is a predicted model, not a curated record. Gene Ontology annotation, molecular function: glycosyltransferase activity. Gene Ontology annotation, cellular component: membrane. NCBI's taxonomy places the organism in Eukaryota, Metazoa, Chordata, Mammalia, Primates, Hominidae.